This is a messenger RNA of Oryctolagus cuniculus (rabbit), 1569 nucleotides long. Lineage: Eukaryota; Metazoa; Chordata; Mammalia; Lagomorpha; Leporidae. The record is from RefSeq and is a predicted model, not a curated record.
CCGUAUUUCUUUUCUGUGUGGUCUUUUGCAAGCAGAAACUCUUUUUGCUUGGGAUGAGGGUCGGCUUGUGCAAAUCCGUUUCCCAAUGGGUUUAUUCGUCUCUUGCUGCUGGAAGUAGACUGAGGUAGCCCCUGGGCCCACUUCCGGCGUGUGAUGAAAUAAUGAGAGGAGGGUGGGAAACGGGAGACUGGAAAACGAGUUCAGCUCCUGUGGUGAUAGUUCAGAGCCUGCUAGCUUCAUUUGAGAGGCCAUGCAAAUAUCCAGAGCUGUGAAGGAGAAAAUAUGUGUGUGAAGUCGGAAGUGUGAGCGCUGUGAAAUGGAACAUUACGUAUGGAAAAGCACCUUGCUGUGACAAGCUUUAUACUUGCCGCCUGUGUCAUGAUAACAAUGAAGAUCAUCAACUAGAUCGAUUUAAAGUAAAGGAAGUGCAGUGUAUAAACUGUGAAAAGAUUCAACAUGCCCAGCAGACUUGUGAAGAGUGUAGUACAUUGUUUGGAGAAUAUUAUUGCAAUAUAUGCCACUUGUUCGACAAAGAUAAGAAGCAAUAUCAUUGUGAAAACUGUGGAAUUUGAUUGGCCCAAAGGAAGAUUUUUUCCACUGUUUGAAAUGUAAUUUAUGCCUAGCCAUGAAUCUUCAAGGAAAACAUAAGUGUAUUGAAAAUGUUUCCCGGCAGAAUUGCCCAAUAUGCUUGGAGGACAUUCACACGUCCCGUGUUGUGGCUCACGUCUUGCCAUGUGGACAUCUCUUACAUAGAACGUGUUAUGAAGAAAUGUUGAAAGAAGGCUACCGAUGCCCAUUGUGUAUGCACUCUGCUUUAGAUAUGACCAGGUACUGGAGGCAGCUGGAUGAUGAGGUGGCACAGACUCCAAUGCCCUCCGAGUAUCAGAACAUGACUGUGGAUAUUCUCUGCAAUGACUGUAAUGGACGAUCCACAGUCCAGUUCCAUAUUUUAGGCAUGAAAUGUAAGAUUUGUGACUCCUACAAUACUGCUCAAGCUGGAGGACGUAGAAUUUCACUGGAUCACCAGUGACCCAUUUACGCUUCACUGCCAAACCCAACAUUUUCUGAUACACAAGUGGCAUUCGUUAGCAUUCUGUUGUCAUCAUGUAUCAUAAUCUAUGCAUUAGAGUUGAUGUGCUUUGUACCAGAGUCACAGCAUACAAUCAAUCAUAUUACAAGUACUUUAAAGAAUUCAGGGUCUCUAUAGAGUUAUCAUAGCUAUGUCUUGGAUAAAGGCCUUGUCCUUGUGUUUUGAUUGGAAAAUCUUUUAAUGUCAGUUGUGGAAAUCAAUGUUUGCCACUGCUAAUCACAUUCAUAGAAAUAUGUACUAUUUUAAUGGGAUUUUAAGUGGUACUAUGUGCACAAAGUUCAUUUCUAGUUGUUUCUAGAACUGCACUUAAUUUUCAGUAGUAUUCUUGACUUUAGAGGCUAUGUUAUAAUAAAUUCUACCUUAUUAAAAUCUUAAUUAUAUAUGUUUUAAAAUUUUCUAAGACAGUCCUUUGGAGUCUAUAAAUGAAUUUUGAUGUAAUAACUGCUAAUAAAAUUAUAUUAAACAUUUAUAGAAAGCUU